Sinocyclocheilus anshuiensis is the source of this 965-nucleotide messenger RNA. It is a transcript of the gene myl12.2, whose product is annotated as myosin, light chain 12, genome duplicate 2. NCBI's taxonomy places the organism in Eukaryota, Metazoa, Chordata, Actinopteri, Cypriniformes, Cyprinidae. The record is from RefSeq and is a predicted model, not a curated record. The transcript has 4 exons. The coding region runs from base 164 to 682 and encodes 172 amino acids. Gene Ontology annotation, molecular function: calcium ion binding.
GUCCCUGAUCUGUCGACGGGACUUUCCCAUUGCACUAAUCUACAGGGGGGUCCUGUGGUGCGUUAAUAACAAGCGUGGCAGCCGUUGUUUAGGUGUCCUGCCUUUUUUCUUUUUCUUUUUUUUUUUUUUACCGGAAUAGUUUCAAUAGGACAAAAUUGUCAAAAUGUCUAGCAAAAGGGCUAAGGGGAAAACCACCAAAAAGCGCCCCCAGCGGGCCACGUCCAACGUGUUUGCCAUGUUCGACCAGUCCCAGAUCCAGGAAUUCAAGGAGGCCUUUAACAUGAUCGAUCAGAACCGUGAUGGCUUCAUUGAUAAGGAAGAUCUGCAUGAUAUGUUGGCUUCAUUAGGUAAGAACCCCACAGAUGAAUACCUUGAGGCGAUGAUGAAUGAAGCCCCUGGUCCCAUUAACUUCACCAUGUUCCUCACAAUGUUUGGAGAGAAACUUAAUGGCACAGAUCCUGAGGAUGUUAUCAAAAAUGCAUUUGCUUGUUUUGAUGAGGAGGGGACGGGUUUUAUUCAGGAGGACUACCUGAGGGAGCUCUUGACCACUAUGGGAGACAGGUUCACAGAUGAAGAAGUAGAUGAGUUGUUUAGAGAGGCCCCUAUUGACAAGAAAGGGAACUUCAACUAUGUAGAAUUCACUCGCAUACUGAAACAUGGUGCUAAAGAUAAGGAUGAUUAGGACAAGGCCAAGCACUACUGAAACUAAAGAAAACUACACUGUAACACUACAACAUGUUUAACUGUCUUCUUUUCCCCCACAUUCAUGGGAUAGUGCAAAGGGAUACAUUAAUCAGGCAAAAUCAUUUGACUGUAACAGUCUACGUAGGCUUGUACAUAACUAUGAAAUACAUAGACAUGUAAUCUGUGGUAAACCUCAAAGUGAGUGAAUGCUGUUCUGGUAUGUAAAUGUUGAGAAAUAAAUUCUGGAAUUAUUCAAUGUAGCCUGGAGUUUCUGGAUGUUU